AUGCGUUGUGGUCCAUUGCUUUGCCUGGCCCUCUUUCUUGCUGGAGUUGCACUGUCGGACAGCAGGAGGUUACGACGACAAGUAAAUGGCAACCCGGCAUUUUUCUGCUACUAUGCGACAUGGGCGAAAUACGGCCGUCUCCGCCCGGAAGCCAUUGACCCGUUCAUCUGUACUCAUAUCGUCGUGGCCUUCGCUGAGGUCAAGGUCAACUCUGUGACGGCCGAUAUCCAAGCUUUCGAUCAAACAGAUGAGAACGACGUAUUUCCCGCCAUGAGUGGCCUGAAGACCCGGAACCCGAAUCUGAAGAUGAUUCUGGCGGUGGGAGGAUGGAACCACGGUACCAACCGCUUCAUCAGGGUGGCUGACAACCCAGCCUUGCUAAACAGCUUUGUCAAGAACACCGUCAACUAUCUAAAGAGGUUCCAGUUUGACGGCUUAGACGUUGACUGGGAAUUCCCCACAUCCAAGAGCCAAUUCUCCCGAUUUAUCAGAGCGUUACGGACGGAAUUCAACCAACCGGGGAAUUCUCACUUGAUCUUGACAUCGGCCAUGUCUGCUGGUGAGGCGGCGAUCAUCAGUGGCUAUGACAUUCCGGACCUGGCCAUUACGCUGGACUACGUGCUGUUGAUGAGCUAUGACCUGCACGGAGGCUGGGAGGGUAAGACUGGACACAACAGCCCGCUGUUUGCGCGCUCGACAGAGGUGUCCUGGAGAGCACGAUUAAACACAGCAUGGGCUGCUAACGAAUGGUUCCGUAAGGGAAUGCCCCGCAGUAAGAUAAUCAUCGGUAUGACCACAUACGCCCGCCGUUUUACCUUGAGAGACCCGGCUGUUCAUGGUGUCGAAGCUCCGGCUGAAUGGUGGAACGUUAUACUGAACUAUGCCGAGGUAUGCUCGGAAUUCUUGCCUGGAAGUACCAUUGUAUGGGACGCUGAAAGCCAGGCGCACUACGCCUAUAAAGGAAAAUUAUGGCUGAGUUUCGAUAGUGUGGAUUCUAUACGAGCUAAGACGAAAUGGCUGAUGCAGAACAGAUUUGGUGGGGCUAUGGUGUGGACCAUGGAUCAGGACGACUACUCUGACAAGUGUGGCCAAGGCUUCAACCCGCUUCUCAGCACUAUUAAACAGGAACUCUUUGGUGACAAUGGUGUAACAGUGUCGCCGUUCCCUGGCCAGUUGUCAACUGUCACAGCCAACCCCGGCGGAGGCACCCCACCCACUACCAGACCGACUAGUACAACAACAACAAGAAGGAUUAUCACACAAGGUUCUGUCGACUGUUCAGUAGACCCUCCAGGCGAUUACCCCAUCACUGGAGAGUGUUCUGCCUUCAUCAAGUGUGCCAAUGGACAGGAGUUCAUUUUCCUCUGCCAAGACACAUUGUUUUACGAUCCGGAACUUUCCCGAUGUGAUUUUGAGAAGAAUGUCAAACCCAAAAGAUCAGACUGUCCUUGGUCGAGUUCAGCCAGAACGGCAACAACAACUACGCAAUCGCCAAGAGCCACUACCAGACGGAAUCGCGCGAAUACAACCACAUUACGGCCAAGAACCACUGCCAGACAGGACCGUGUAACUACAACCACGCGGAGAGCAACAACAACAACACUAGCUGGUCAAGUUGACUGCUCCGUUGUUUCACCUGGCAACCACAUUUUCAGGGGAGACUGCACCAGGUUCUUCCAGUGUGCGAAUGGUUUUCUCUUCGUAAACGUCUGUCCACCCGGUCUGCUGUACGACUCCAUCUCUGACCGCUGUGACUGGCCAUUCCUCGUCAAAGAGAAGAGAUCAGACUGCGUGUAG
This is a messenger RNA of Liolophura sinensis, 1797 nucleotides long. RefSeq names its product chitinase-3-like protein 1. Gene Ontology annotation, molecular function: chitinase activity; chitin binding. NCBI's taxonomy places the organism in Eukaryota, Metazoa, Mollusca, Polyplacophora, Chitonida, Chitonidae. Gene Ontology annotation, biological process: chitin catabolic process; carbohydrate metabolic process. The record is from RefSeq and is a predicted model, not a curated record. Gene Ontology annotation, cellular component: extracellular region. The transcript has 12 exons. The coding region runs from base 1 to 1797 and encodes 598 amino acids.